Caenorhabditis elegans is the source of this 1035-nucleotide messenger RNA. It is a transcript of the gene sri-6, whose product is annotated as Serpentine Receptor, class T. The record is from RefSeq and is marked reviewed. NCBI's taxonomy places the organism in Eukaryota, Metazoa, Nematoda, Chromadorea, Rhabditida, Rhabditidae. The transcript is spliced from 7 exons. The coding region runs from base 1 to 1035 and encodes 344 amino acids.
AUGCCAGCUCCAUGCCCAGAAACUCUCCCUAACGGAUAUUUAUUAACUUUAAGCAUAAUUGGUGGAAUUUCCAUUCCAAUGAAUUUACUAGCGCUUUAUAUGAUUUGGUUUCAGUCACCAGGCAUGCAUGGAUAUAAAUAUUGUCUUACUUAUAUGCAGGUGGCAUCUUUCAUAGUAGAAAUCAAUGUGACAUGGUUGGUCCCGGCCUAUCACUUCUUUCCACUGACAGGUGGCAUUGCAGCUGGAGAAAUAAUACGUAAAUUUGUGAGUAAUCAUACGGGCGUCACAAUCUGGAUUUUUUUGUUUUGUUUUCUGCUUCCUGCAAGCUUAUUGUGUUUAUUCUAUAGGCAUAAUGCAGCUUCAAAAAUUAAUCAGAGUGGCUCAAACAACCUUUAUCUCGAGAAGCUUGUGAUGAUUUUAACUCAUAUUUUCCCAUUUCUCACCGCCUUCGGCACCUGGAACUGUCAAAUGACCUUCGCGCAGAAAUAUGAGUACUUGAGUCAAAACUACCCAGAGUGCUUAUUUUGGUUAGCAUCUGAUAGAUUUGAAGCUUAUGACUAUAAGAUGAAUCCUUGGAUCGUUUCAACAGCAGCUGCGGCGAUUACGUUUUUGGUUAUUACUGCAAGCUACGGAGGAUACCAUGGCAUCCAUACGAUGAUUAUCCUUCAACGCCUCCGUGCUCACAUGUCAGUGCAGACCUACCAGAUGCACAUCACAGCUCUAAUCAGUUUGGCACUGCAAAUGCUCACUCCGUCGGUUUUUGCUGUUCCGGUGUAUGUGUGGGUAACAGUGGUUUUAACAAAUGCUAUUGAUCUUCAAGGAAUAGUAUCCUGGUCACCAUGUCUAAUGUCAACACAUUCAAUUUUGAUGAGCUCUGUGAUGAUUGUGACAAAUGCAACAUACCGUAGAGUUUUGAAAGAGAAGAUCUCAAAAUUAUUUAUGCUGACGAGGCUUAUCGGUAAUCAAUUGGGAAGUGAAGUGGAGCCGAGCAUGAGGGCUCCUAUCAGUUUUGGGAGACCUGCUCCGAUUUCAUAA